This is a messenger RNA of Temnothorax curvispinosus, 1495 nucleotides long. RefSeq lists its product as uncharacterized. Bases 223 to 543 code for a protein of 106 amino acids. The record is from RefSeq and is a predicted model, not a curated record. The transcript is spliced from 4 exons. Lineage: Eukaryota; Metazoa; Arthropoda; Insecta; Hymenoptera; Formicidae.
AAUUAAUAAUUGCAAAAAACGUUACAUAAACGUAAGUUUCAGUUAAACUCAUUUGAAUUUCCCGCUCGGAGGCAAAUUGCCGGGUAAGAUGGCGGCCGUCCAUUUGGGGACGCUGAAGAAGAUGCUGAUGUUGUUUUAAUAGAUCUCGUUAAAAACUUUCCCUUUCUUUAUGAUAAAAGUGCAACAGAUUUUAAAAACGCAAAGAAGAAGGAACGUACAUGGAUGGAAAUUUCUGAAUAUUUAAAGUUACCAGUUACGGAUUGUCAAAAUAAAUGGCAAAGACUUAGAGAAAAAUUUUCUCGUGAAAAGAAAAGAAGAGAACUAGAAACCCGAAGUGGCAGUGGAGCAUCUACAAGACCUACGUUCUUAUUAUAUAACAACAUGAAAUUUUUGGAUUCUUUGUUAAAAGCAGGAAAACUUAUACAAACAUUAUACCACGAGGAACACAUUUUAUUUCUGAUAUGCCAAAAACUAAAAGUAUUUUACAAAAGAGUAAGCCAGUUGAAACUAUUAAUAGCAUUUCUGCUCGAUCUGAGGUGUUAAAAUCUUUAUCACCAUUAUCAAUACAGUUGUCUUCAUCAUCUGUAUCUUCAUCUCCAUUCCUAUCUUCAAUCUUAUCUUCAUCACCAAGUAUUAAUGAAAAUUCAUCAUUAAUGCAAUCAUGCACAAAAUCUACGCCAGAAAAUUAAGAAAUUUCGUCAUUAGUGCAACCAUGCAUAAAAUCUAUGCCAGAAAAUCAAGAAAUUUCGUCACUAAUGCAACCAUGCAUAAAAUCUACGCCAGAAAAUCAAGAAAUUUCGUCACUAGUGCAACCAAGCAUAAAAUCUACGCUAGAAAAUAAAGCAAUUUUGUCAUCAAUGCAACCAUGCAUAAAAUCUAUGCCAGGAAAUAAAAAAAAAAGCAAAAAAUACAAUUAUUCAAGAAGCGGACGAAGUUGAACAAUAGUUUAUGAAUUUAUCAUCUGUUAUGUCUCAACAUUUCUCAAAUAAGCAAAAAAUGGAUGAAGAUGAUGUUUUUGGUAGCACAAUUGCAUAUCAAUUAAAAUAGAAGAACCACGGAAGACACAAUUAUGAAGAUUUUAUAUGAGUUUUAAAGAUAAUUUUUUAUUACAUCUUAUAACAGUUAUGUUAAAAUCACAUUAGGUUUGCUCUCUGUAGCUGAACUGGCUGCACUAGUUCAGAGUUUAUCUUUUUCUUUCUAAUGUGGAGUAAAAAAGAUAAACUCUGAACUAGUGUAGCCAGUUCAGCUACAGAGAACAAACCUAUUGAUUUAUGUCGAGAUGGUUCUUGUUGUACAACUGCAGUAGGGUUUGCAUAAUUGCAUACAAACAUACAGCAAUCUUAGAGCUAUUAAAUAUUUUAAGUCAAAAUGUUAAGUUUGAUUGCAUGGAAAAAAGCAUAUAAAGACUGAUAAUUUUAUUUUUGUUUAGUUGCUACGUAAUUUUGUCUGUGGAUAAUAUUUAGUUUGUUGUUUGUAUGCUUCAUAAGUUGCUGUG